Molecule: messenger RNA, 594 nt
Organism: Closterium sp. NIES-65
Lineage: Eukaryota; Viridiplantae; Streptophyta; Zygnematophyceae; Desmidiales; Closteriaceae
Source: the annotation of a GenBank genome assembly
AUGAAGAUCAUGCCCGUGCAGAAGCAGACGCGCGCCGGGCAGCGUACUCGUUUUAAGGCGUUCGUCGUCGUCGGCGACUGCAACGGUCACAUCGGGCUCGGCGUGAAGUGCGCUAAGGAGGUCGCGACCGCCAUUCGCGGCGCGCUCAUCCUUGCGAAGCUCUCCGUGAUCCCCGUGCGACGCGGGUACUGGGGUAACAAGAUCGGCAAGCCCCACACGGUGCCUACUAAGGUCACUGGCAAGUGCGGCUCGGUCACUGUGCGCCUCGUCCCCGCGCCUCGCGGUUCCGGGAUUGUGGCGGCUCGCGUGCCGAAGAAGGUGCUGCAGUUCGCGGGUAUCGAGGACGUCUUUACCUCGUCCCGCGGCUCCACGAAGACGCUUGGAAACUUCGUGAAGGCCACAUUCGCCUGUCUGCUCAACACAUACGCCUUCCUCACGCCCGACCUCUGGCACGCCACCAAGUUCACCAAGACGCCCUUCCAGGAGUUCACUGACUUCCUCGCCAAGCCGCACAAGCUCGCCCUCCCAGUCGCUGUGCCUGAUGCCUUUGCUGCCCCCCCUCCUGCCGCUGCCGCUCCGGUCCCCGCGUUUUAA